Messenger RNA from Arthroderma uncinatum, 1620 nucleotides. RefSeq lists its product as uncharacterized. The transcript has a single exon. NCBI's taxonomy places the organism in Eukaryota, Fungi, Ascomycota, Eurotiomycetes, Onygenales, Arthrodermataceae. The record is from RefSeq and is a predicted model, not a curated record. Bases 1 to 1620 code for a protein of 539 amino acids. Gene Ontology annotation, molecular function: oxidoreductase activity; FAD binding.
AUGGAGAAGGCAAUCAGGUCCCUCAGAUCCAAGAAAAUACCAGUGUUCGAGCCUGGAGAGGAAGAGUAUGAGCGUUCUGUCGCGACCCCCAAUCUCCUGUUCCGUUUCUCAAGGCCCGAUUGUGUGAUCCAGCCUGAGACAGCUGCUCAUGUCCAAGCUAUUGUCAAGCAAGCGAGAUCUCAGAACCUCAGUAUCACUAUAAAGUGUGGCGGCCAUUCUUAUGCAGGGCAUUCCACAGCCUUCAAAGGCAUAUCGCUGGACCUCAAGAAGAUGAACAAAGUCGAGCUGGACAUGGGAUCAAAGACUGUGACGAUGGACGCUGGUUGCCAAUGGGGCCAUGUGUAUAAGACACUGAUAAACGGGCGACACGAGAGUUUUAUCAUCAAUGGAGGGCGAUGUCCUUUUGUAGGAGUAAGCGGUUUCAUACUGGGAGGCGGCCUCGGUCCGUUCACAAGGACCUUCGGGAUGGGGAGUGACACUUUGCAGGAGGCCACCAUUGUGACCGCAGAUGGAGAUAUGGUUACUGUCAAGGACAGCCAUGCACCGACCUCCAAGGAAGGCAGGCUCUUCUGGGCACUCUGUGGCGCAGGUGGUGGGAACUUUGGCGUAUUAGUGAAGAUGAAGCUGAAGGUCCAGCAACUACAGAACGAGGAUGGUAUUGUGGUAGCUGGGAGAUACCAAUGGUUCCCCAAAUCAGGGACCACAGACGAGUUCAUGACCACCAUGAACGAUUUCUAUUCGAUCAAAUGGCCCAAGGAGAUGACCAUUGAUAGCACCUGGAUGUGUGACCUCCGGGAGACUUCGGGGGAUGGGGUCCGGUUCCUUUUCUACUAUGAUGGUAACAAGGAACAAUUCGAUGGGGUUAUCGACGAAUACAUCAAAGACCCAGAGUUGGUAAAACAGUUCAAACGGCGUACCCUGCCCGAAAAGUCCACCCGUUUCCUACACGAGACGCUCGUGGCUCAGUGGUCAGAAGAAACCACAAGAGCAUUCCCCUCCAACAGGACCUAUAGCAUCUACAGUUCUUUUGUUUUCGACAAUGAUAGCAAGAAUAUCAAUGAAGUGACGGCCAUAAUCCGGGAGGAGAUGAAAGAUUUCCGGGACCUAUAUGCAGGGGAACGGGUUGAGUUCCUAGUCACUUGGAUUCAUACAGGGGGCAAGGCGACAGAAAGGAGACCCUCGGAUUCAGCCUUCUUCUGGCGUGAGGCUGUGUAUCACACAUAUGUCACGGUAGAGUGGGAGGACAAGUGGAUGGAGAGGGACAUGAGAGGCUUCUUAGGCAAAGUCAAGAAGCGACUGCGACCCUUCUCCCUAAAUAAGGAGGCCGCGUUUAUAAAUUUCCCCGAUGGAGCAAUGACGAAUGACACCCAUGAAAGGGCAUAUUUCGGUGAUAACCGCGAAGAGCUUCGACGUGUCAAGGAGACCUGGGAUAAGAGUAACUUCUUCAAGUGGGACCAAGGGGUUCGGCUUCCGCAAGGUAAAGAUGGCGAUAAGGCUCCAGACGUGAGUGAACCGGACGACGAAGACUUGACGGAUACACUUGCAGGAAAGCAGUGGGAAUAUUUUGAAACCGGGGAUUUCGUGGGAGACCUUGAAAAAUUAGCUGAUUUUGGAUUUUAA